Saccostrea echinata is the source of this 607-nucleotide messenger RNA. RefSeq lists its product as uncharacterized. The coding region runs from base 16 to 429 and encodes 137 amino acids. The transcript is spliced from 5 exons. The record is from RefSeq and is a predicted model, not a curated record. Gene Ontology annotation, cellular component: cytoplasmic vesicle membrane. Lineage: Eukaryota; Metazoa; Mollusca; Bivalvia; Ostreida; Ostreidae.
AAAUAAACACUGAAAAUGGCGGACAGCCUGUCCGUCUUAACAGUUUUUGCGUCCUCUUUGCUGAUCAAACAGGUUGAUGCAUACUACUGUGAUAGUGGAAAAUGUGAAAACAAUGAGUACUGCUGUGGAGAAAAUAUAUGUUGUGUGUCGUACACAGUUUGGGAGCUGUGGUAUUUCUGGUUUGGUUUGGUAUUUUUCAUGAUCUUGUUAACUUCCUGUAUAUACAUGUGGCGAUCUGGAUACAGAGAGAGAAUUAUUUAUUUUGGAACAGUCCCUCCAUCCUACAGUCCUUUGUCUCACAAGGAAGCACACUUACAGACCUCCCGAUACUCAGAUGAUUUUGGUCCCCUAUCAGGAAAUCCAAGAAUGUCACCACCAGCUUAUGAUGAAGUCAUCGUCCAUGGUUACCAUCAGAAACUCCCACAGUGAUUGUCUUGAAAUAUCAGCAAGUGUUGGUCAUAACUUAAAGUGAGGAGUAGAAUUUGUGAGUUUUUGGUGGAAUUUAGAAACAAAAUAUUAUUUAUUUCAUAAUUCUAUGUAUUAUUUGCUGAAAGUUUCAUAUGAAAGAUGGAAUGAAAAAAAAUGUAUUUUAAGGUACCAUUUUUCA